This is a messenger RNA of Trichoplusia ni (cabbage looper), 6646 nucleotides long. Its product is annotated as zinc finger SWIM domain-containing protein 4-like. Bases 10 to 3630 code for a protein of 1206 amino acids. NCBI's taxonomy places the organism in Eukaryota, Metazoa, Arthropoda, Insecta, Lepidoptera, Noctuidae. Gene Ontology annotation, molecular function: zinc ion binding. The transcript has 22 exons. The record is from RefSeq and is a predicted model, not a curated record. Gene Ontology annotation, cellular component: Cul2-RING ubiquitin ligase complex.
GCGAGCGCCAUGUCCGCGUGUGCGCCGCGCGCCUGCUGCCGGCCGCGCGCCCCGCCGACACUGCUCGACAUCACAGCGAAAAUAGUCGCCGCCGCGAUCCCUUUCCAGCGCAUCGAGGAGCGCUAUGAACGCAUCCCGGAGCCCGUGCAGCGCCGCGUCGUUUACUGGUCGUUCCCGCGGGAUGAGCGGGACAUAUGCAUGUACUCGUCACUGGCGCGAGCGCCGCCGGACGACCACCGCAACAUCGCCUUCUGCCGCGGCCUCAAGCUGCUGGAGGCUGGCUGCGUGGAGAACGUGCUACAAGUCGGUUUCCAUUUGAGUGGUGUGGUGCGCGCGCCCGCCGCUGUGCCACCAUGCUCGGAACCGGAACGGCUAUACAGGGUCACAGUCUCGUUCGACAGAUGCAAGAUUACGGGGGUGACGUGCAGCUGCGAAGCUCGCGACAUCUUCUGGUGCCAGCACGUGGUGGCGCUGGCGCUGUACCGCAUCCGGAACGCAGACUCCGUCAGACUGAGGGUGCCUAUAUCAGAAACCCUUCUUCAGAUGGACAGGCAGCAGCUCCAGAAGUUCGUGCAGUAUUUAAUAGCGGAGCACCACACAGAAGUCCUACCGACGGCGCAGCGGCUGGCGGACGAGGUCCUGCAGGCCAGGUCCGCCAUCAACAGGAUCUGCGGGGCGCCCGACCCCACUGCUGGACCGCCGCCCGACGCGCACCAUGCCUGGCACCUGGAUGAACAGCAGGUCUGCGAACAAGUGCGAGCGUACUUAUUACAGGGGACAUACUACAAUGCAAACAAACAACUCAACUCAUUAUUUUCUAAGGUACGGGAAAUGCUUCGCGCCCAGGACUCGAACGGCCCUCGGAUGCUCAUGCUCAUGACUGAACAGUUCCUAUCAGACCCUCGGCUACUGUUGUGGCGGAAUCAGAACACACCCAUGACGGAAAAGUGCAGGCAAUUGUGGGAACAAUUGGGAGCGUUAUGGGUCAGCAUAGUGCUGGACCCAGGGAGCAAUAAACAUCGGAGAAUCCAGUGGAGGAAUCUACUGGAGAAGUGGUCCGCUGUAGAGGUCUGUCCGACGGAGGAUCCGGACUACCGGUCUUUUCCUUUGUACGCUAGAGAACGGGAAAGAAACGAGAGAGAUCGCGACAGAGACCACAGAGACCGCGACAGAGAGAGACAUCGGGACCGAGAGGAGAGGGACAGGGAAAGACUGCGGGAACGAGAAGAGAGGGACAGAGAAAGACACAGAGAAAGACAAAGAAGAGAAAUGCAUUCCCAUUCAGAAAGUUCUGAUGAAGAAUCUAGACCUAAUAAUUAUGAACGUGAAUACAGGAGAGCGAGCAAGAGACUUAGAUUACACAACCAAAGACCAGCGACGCAGCUAACGCCACGGACUGUUUUCCAUAAAGCGUUAGAUGCCGUCGACAUAUCCUGGGAGAAUGAUCACCUGAAGAACAUCCUAGGCAGUGACGAGUACUGCGACCCUGACAAGCCGGAGAAACCUGGCUCCUCCACCACCACCACGCUGCAACCUUACCCCAAGUUCAAUGAGGAUGGACAACCUUUGUGGCACGAGCACCUGCCGGUGGUGGGCGCUCGUAUCGAGGCGCUGCGGGCUCACGGGCGCGCGCCCGCCGCGCUGCGCCUCGCCGUCAGCGCCGCGCGGGCCAUGCGACAUCGACAGGAGGUGUCCCAGCAGCGCUGGCAGGCGGAGGUGUCCGGCGGGGGCGCGGGCGGGGCGGGCGGCAGCUCGGAGGGGGGGGAGCGCGCGCGGGCCUCCGCCGUGCUGCAACACAUGGACUUCGGCACCUGUCUGCCCGCACACCACACCUGCGCGCUCUCACACCACCAACGAUGUAUUGGAAGAGACAGCAGAUGUUGGACGGGUUGGACGCUGGAAGCGAUCUGGUGCGUGUACGAGUGUCUAGCGGACGCGUGCCUCGCGCCCGACGACCAGCGCGCCUCGCCGCGCCUUCACACUGCCUACCUAGACGAGGAGCCCAACACCGGCUUACCGCCAAGGUAUCAGCACGUGCCGGUAGCGGGCAGCAAAAACCCCGAGGAGACUUACCUGGCACUGGCGCUGGAAGCGGCGCUGCUGGGGCUGGGCGUGCAGCGCAUGCUGCCGAGCGGGCUGUACGCGCAGGAGCGGCACUGCAAGCAGGAGGAGCGCCUGAUCGCGCAGCUGACGCGCGUGGAGGGCGAGGCGGCGGCGGCCGUGUGCGCGCGCGUGGCGGGCGCGCUGCUGGCGGGCGGCCCCGCCUCGUGUCUGGGCGAGCGCGUGCACCCGCGCGCCGCGCCCGCGCACACCUUCGCGCGCUACCUGUUCCUGGCGCUGCUGCCCGCGCAGCCAGACCUCGCCUACCGCCUGGGCUUGCGUGCCAUGAGGUUACCUAUGGUAGAGGAGGCGUACGCGUUAGACGGCAGCAGUACAGGGGGCGGUGCAGGCGCAGCCGGGGCCUGGCACACGCUGCAGCACGCCGAGCAGCAGCAGGCGGCAUUAGCGAGCGCGCUGCUAGGUGCGGCGCGAGGCAACCCUGGGCGGCUGCGGCUGGCGCUGGGCGCGGCGCAGCGCCACGUGCGCUCGGCGGCGCAGCUGUUCCGCCUCGCGCAGGACGCGCUGCGCCACGCCGCGCCGCCCGCCGCGCCACACCACCACCGCGACCUGCUCGCAGCUGCCUUCGAACUCGGCCUCCAGGUACUCAGGAUGACGUUAUCCUCUGUGAACUGGAGACGGCGUGAGAUGGUGCGCUGGCUGGUCACCUGCGCCACCGAGCUCGGACUUGACGCGCUACUGUCCAUCAUGCAGAACUGGUAUGAGUUAUUCACGCCGACGGAAGCGACGGGCCCGGUGGCGGCGGCGGCGAUGUCGCACGCGACAGCCCUGCGACUCGGCCUCAGCUUCGAACAGCAGGAGAAACUCAGUGCAUGCGCGAGAACGCUAGCCCUGCAGUGUGCCGCUAAGGACCCGCCGGGCUGUGCGUUGAGCGCGCUGUCGGUGUGCGAGGGCUCUGCGGGCGCGUUCGAGGCGGCGUGCGCGGCCGUGGGCGGCGCGGCGGCGCGCGGCGCGCUCGCCUCCAGCCAGCUGUUCGCGGUGGCGCGCUACAUGGAGCAGAGGGGGCAGCCCGCGCGGGCCAUGCGCCUCGCCACGCUCGCCAUGCGGAACCUGCAUCUGCAUUACAACCAGGACAGCCACCCCGCGAUCGCGGACAUCCACUGGGCGGUUGCGCUUGCGCACUCGCUGGGCCGCGCCGAGCUGCAGGCGAUGCUCCCGUUGCUCGUCAAAAACGUACAGUGUGCGCCUGUCUUGUCGGACGUGCUCCGGCGCUGCUGCGUGGCGGCGGCGGGCUGCUCGCGCGCGCGCGGCGCGGCGGCGCGCCCCCCCACGCCGCUGCGGCCGCUGCUGGAGGCCGCGCUCCGGGCGUACGCCUCCACCACGCACGCCAGGCUCGCGCACAUCUCGCCAAGACACUACGCUGACUUCGUCGACUUCUUAGGUAAAGCUCGGGACACAUUUGCCCUCGCGCCUGACGGCCCACACCAGUUCGCGGCACUACUCCAAGAAAUCAAGCUGAAAUACAAAGGGAAGAAGAAACUCAUGUUCCUUGUGAAAGAAAGGUUCGGGUGAACCGUCUUACUCGUUCACAACCCACCGAGAUACAUUAUUAAUAUUCCAUUCCAAUUUAAUUUUAUAAAGCAUUUGUUUCGAUGCGUGAAAUUAAUAUUUUUGGGCCAGUUGUAACAUCGUAUUGUUUAUGGUUUUGUUGUUUUCACUAUGGCUGACGUGGUCAAACAUUAUUGACAACUUUUUAAAUCAGAAAGGUGGAACUUCUUGCAGGAUCACUUCCAAAGAGUUUCGUUAAUUAUAUUUGGUUUGUGAAACAUAUCUGCCAGAUUAUUCCAGAGCCUUUGACCAUGUUCUGCUAUCCACAAGUUAAUGUUAAACUCAUGGCACGCUCUUAUUUGUUUAAUUGGUGCAAUCAUUGUUUACAUUUAAAGUUUUUGUUUGUGUUUUGUUGAUAACGUGCAAUAAGCGGCCAUGAUAAAGACAAAUUUAGCUUACGCUACGUGAGAUGUCGUCAUCAGAACUAGUUUCAAUAAUGAGUAUUAUCGUGGGAAGUUUCAAAUUGGCGUCUAUGCAUUUUGACUUGCCCAAGUGUAAUGUAAAGAUGUCCAUGUCUCGUCAGAGCCCCGGAACUGAGUGAUCGAGGACUGUGUUUCGUUCCGCGGUAAUUUUCGCUCGAUAUUUUUUUACCGGAUGGGUAAAAAUCAUUACCUCAUGCAAGGUACAACCCGUGUACCAGCCGUGUACCAAACCAGUCUAUUUUAAAGUAUUAUUUUUUAUUUAAUAAUUAUAAAUACGGCUGACCUCGUAAUUUUCAUUUUUUUAUAAUCGUAAGAAAUGAUCUCAAUAAUUCCAUUUGUGUAAAUAGAAACAAGUUUGUAAAUAUAGACAAGUUUAGUAUUGGGAUAUGUUAGUUAAUUAAUGUAAGGUUUGUGAUAUGUGCGAGUAUUGCGUGUGUAAAUGUAACCAUGUUUGUUUUAUGUCGAAUAUUGAUUGAUGUGGGGCGGUAUUCGCACAAAUCGCAAGUUGUCAGUAGUAUAGCGCGCCAUUCGAAUAGCGUCCAAUAGCAAUGGAAGAAUUCAUAAAAUAUGACACAACACCAAAGAAAUAUAUCAUAAGUCCAAGUGUGAGAUAAGCAAUGCCAUCAUAUUUUCAGUAUUCUUGAGUAUUCUGUCUGUAGAUAUUCUUUUAUGUAAGCUCCCGUUUUUGUUUGUUUCGCAACUUGUUCAACGUAUUAGAAAAAGUGUUCUUUUAAAAAAAAAACCGUUACAAAUUGGCGCUAUAACCUUUUUGUCAAAUCGAAUUAUCGUUAUUUAACUAAUCAAGCCGUAUUCCUUGUCUGUUUUAUUUCGUUACACAAAUAUUAUUUAAGAGCUAUUACUUUGAAUAUUAAUAUUUAAAUUACAAUCGCUGUUCAUUUCUUAAACUCUGCCUUUUUCUUGUUUAGAGUAGAAUGUAAAAUUUAACAAGAAGUGCAUUUAUAAAGAUAGAAAUGAUUAAUAUUUAAAUAGAGGAUGUAUGAAUAGUGUGGAGAGGAUAGGAUGAAUUGAAUAGUAUAUAGAAUUAACGAAGGACUUUUGUACUUUUUGUGGUGUGUAUGAGGGUUGGGCAAAACGUUAUUUUGAAAUUGUACAAAGAGAAUAAUAAAAAUAUCAUGUACGCGUUCAAUAAAUCAAAAGUUUGCCAACCCUAAAAUGUGUCAAAUAAAAAACAGGACAUUAGUACUCAUUAUAAUAUUGUAAAUGUAAAUAUAAAAGAUAUGAUUUUUAGUUAGAACGCUGAUAGUAGCCACAUCCAAUAUCUUCCUUAUCAGAGAACUUUUACACGGAAGUAAUGAAUAUCAGGUUAGUCAGGAAUUAGGAAAAUGUAUGUUAUUUAUUAUACCGCUUUAUACUUGUUACAUACAUAGAGCAGCGAGACAUAGCUAAGUGGGCGCUGAGUCGGCAGAAAACAUAUUUCGCUUGCGUCCGCCAUAUUGGUCGACAUGUCAAAAAGGUUACAAGAUGGCCGAAGCGUUUCUUAAAAUCGUUUGCUUUUAAGUGAAUUGUUUUAAGUAACGUGUGAUCCUACAAUCUCGAAUAUUAAACAAAUAUAUUCUCUGCUCACUCAGCAAAAUACAAAAUGAUAAAGGAGUGUUUGUAAAAAGUGUUGUCAAUGCAUCCCGGCGCAUGUGAAAUGAAGAAUAAUUAUUUUUUGUAUGAGGAGAUAAAUUAAUUUUCAUAGCAAAUAAAUGUUUGAAUGUCGAGCAAUAAUUUUGUAGCCUUCAGCCGGUCUGCUGUGAUUGUUUGUGCAACUCUAUUGGUUGUUGAGAACUUUUAGCUUUGUAAUCAGUUUUGGAGCCUUUGAGAUGUGAAGGGUAUGAUGCUAAAGAUUUGAUCCAUGGAAAUUAUUUGGAGAUUAUUUUAUAUUUGUAUUAAAAAGUUAGCGAUUUUCCUGUUUUGUGGGCUUAUUGGCUAAAGCAAUUUCUAACUCAAGUGACAAUUCAUUGAUACAACAAGAAUACUCUCUUUUUGAAAAACAACUAUUUCCAUAUUAAUUUGCAACAAUGUCUUAACAUCUGACGAUAACUCAUAUUAAAUCCAUACCAAUGAAUAUAAUUUUUAAGCGCAUUUAGCCAAUACGCCUAAUUCAAAUAUUCUAUCGAUCAGGGAAACGGUUAAUGAAACAAUAAGUAGGUAAACUUUUUAAGGCUGAUUCAGACGAUGCGAGAAAUAUCGUGCAAGUGGCUAUACAUUGCCGACUUUGAAACUUCACUUUUGAUACCAGAGAGCAAUACCGAACCGCAAUGUAUUGCACCUCGUACCAUUUCCCUCGACGUCUAAAUGGGCCUUAAGUAUCAUAGAUCGUGUUUUGUUUUUCUCGAACAUAGUAGACUUGCCAAGUUGUCUCCAAGCGAAUACUGACCUCAAGUGCCUUCAGGCGAGUCCAAAUAGCCAGGCCGGCUCACAGACGUUUACGUUGUACCUUCAUUUUGUACUGUCAGUGUUAUAUUGUAAUUGUGUUGUACGUCAAACGUGGACACCCUUCAGUGCUGGUAUUAUGAAGGUGAUAAUUUCAAUAUAAAUAAUUGAAAAAUCUA